Molecule: messenger RNA, 954 nt
Organism: Mycena indigotica
Lineage: Eukaryota; Fungi; Basidiomycota; Agaricomycetes; Agaricales; Mycenaceae
Product: MPN domain-containing protein
Exons: 2
Coding region: 1-954 (317 amino acids)
Biological process (GO): proteasome-mediated ubiquitin-dependent protein catabolic process
Cellular component (GO): proteasome regulatory particle; proteasome complex
Molecular function (GO): metallopeptidase activity; protein binding
Source: RefSeq, a predicted model, not a curated record
AUGCCUGCAACUACCACAGAGCAACUCGCAACACUUCAGAAUACGACAGUAGUCGUCCAUCCUCUGGUUCUCCUCAGUGUCGCUGAUCAUCAUGCUCGCUCUGUCUCUCGUACAUCCCAUAAACGCGUCAUUGGUGCUCUUCUUGGCCAAGAUAAUGGCAAAACGAUAAACGUUGCCAACUCGUUUGGAAUUCCCUUUGAGGAGGACGACAAAGACAGCAAAAGCUGGUUCUUGGAUCACAAUUAUGUGCAAGAGAUGUACGACAUGUUUCGAAAGGUCAAUGCCAAGGAACGUCUCAUCGGCUGGUAUCACACUGGGCCAAAAUUGCGUGCCUCAGACCAGGAAAUCAACGAUCUCUUCAAGCGGUUUGUGGCUCGACCGCUGAUGGUCAUUGUCGAUGUCCGACCACACACUGUUGGAAUUCCGACCGACGCGUAUUUUGCGGUGGAUGAGAUUAAAGACGAUGGGACGGAAACCUUGAAAACAUUUGUUCACGUGCCGUCCGCUAUCGAAGGGGAGGAAGCGGAGGAAAUCGGUGUCGAGCACUUGCUACGCGAUAUCAAAGACAGCACUACGACCACCCUUGCCACCCGCGUAGCUGAACAGCUCGCUUCACUCAGAGGACUACAGUCUCGCCUAUCCGACAUUCAAAAGUAUCUCGUCGAUGUUUCCCAAGGCACGAUGCCAGUCGAUCACAAAAUUGUCUACCACCUCCAAGACGCGUUCAAUCUACUGCCAGACCUGGCCGACCGCACUUUACGCGACAGUUUCUCGUCCAAUACUAAUGACGCGCUUCUGGUUGUCUAUCUUAGCAGUUUACUUCGUGCGGUCAUAGCUUUGCAUGCACUGGUAGACAACAAGGCAACCGUAGGACGCGCAGAACUAGAGGAUGGAUCCAAUGAAGGGAAGCAGAAGUCUGUCGUGAAGGAGGAAAAAGCUUCAGAACAUACAUAA